UAGUCAUACCCGUAUUGCAGUUAUUUCUUACAACUAGAAAAUAUUUUGACUGUUUUCACAUGUUUUCGCGAUACCAAACCGGCAACAUGAAAGAAGAGCUCCAGAAAGCAAUUGAUAUUAAGUCAGUUAAUAAAGCUGGCGCUAUAGACAUUCUUCAUAGUAUUGUGAAGCGUGAUGUAGACAUGAAUAAUGAGGAGAGUGUGAAGGUGAAGGAGCAGGCUGUCCUGGAACUGGGUCAGCUGCUGGCCUCCACCAACCAGGCAGAGGAACUAGGGGGUCUGAUCAAGUUUACUCGCCCAUUCCCUUUGACUCGCCUGUUUGCAGAACUAGGGGGUCUGAUCAAGUUUACUCGCCCAUUCCUGGGGAUGGUGAGCAAGGCAAAGGCAGCCAAGCUGGUGAGAGCCCUGGUUGACAUGUUUCUGGAUAUGGAGGCAGCCACAGGCAAAGAGGUGGAGUUGUGUAUGGAAUGCAUCGACUGGGCAAAAGAUGAGAAAAGAACUUUCCUGCGACAGGCAUUAGAGGCUAGACUGAUAGCAUUGUACUUUGAAACCAAGAAGUACCAGGAAGCCCUUGUACUCACCUCGUCGUUGCUACGUGAACUGAAGAAGCUAGAUGACAAGGCCCUGCUGGUGGAGGUACAGCUACUGGAGAGCAAGGUCUACCACGCCCUGUCCAAUCUGCCCAAGGCUCGGGCUGCCCUCACCUCCGGCCGUACCACUGCCAACGGCAUCUACUGUCCUCCUAAACUACAGGCCUCUCUGGACCUGCAGUCAGGAAUCUUGCAUGCUGCGGAGGAGAGGGAUUUCAAGACGGCUUACUCAUAUUUCUAUGAAGCGUUUGAGGGCUAUGACUCCAUCGACAGUCCCAAAGCUGUGACGGCCCUAAAGUACAUGCUGCUGAUGAAGAUCAUGCUAAACACUGCUGAAGAGGUGCAGGCUAUCGUGAGUGGGAAGUUGGCCCUCAAAUACUCGGGUCCCGCUGUGGAAGCCAUGAAGUCCAUCGCCACGGCCAGUCACAAACGCUCUCUCGCAGACUUUCAGAAGACGCUGGCCCAGUACAAAGGACAGCUGGAGGAUGACCCCAUCGUGUCGGCCCACCUCAAGACCCUGUAUGACAACCUGCUAGAGCAGAACCUGUGCAGGAUCAUUGAGCCUUUCUCCAAGGUUCAGGUGCAGCACAUUGCCAAUCUGAUCAAAUUGCCAACGGCCAAUGUAGAGAAGAAGUUGUCCCAGAUGAUUCUAGACAGGAAAUUCCAUGGUAUUUUGGACCAAGGUACAGGGGUGCUAGUUGUGUUUGAUGAGACCAACUCCGACAAGACAUAUGAGAACGCACUGGACACCAUACAUGAUAUGGGCAAGGUGGUGGACGCCCUGUACAACAAGGCCAAGAAGUUGUCCUAAACCUGUGAGAUGUUCUAGGGGGACGUUUUGGAAGAGAUAUAUGUCUGUAAACAUAAUGCAUUGCAUGAUUGUAAAUAUGACAUGGUUUCAUAGUUUCAGCUGCUAGUAAGGUUCAAGACUAUAAUUAAACUUAUUAAACAAAAUAUAUAUUACUUACAUUUGUGAUAAAGAUGUGUACUGAUUCUACUUGGGUUUCAGAAGAUUUGAUUUCAUAUAAACAUUUGUGUGUAUUAAUAGAAAACAAAGAACUGCAUAAUAAUUCUAAAAAGAAUGCUGUUUACAUUUACUGUUUACAUGUUGUAGUAAUGUCAGUUGCAUUUCUAAAUGAAGGUAAUGUUUAUUUGUUUGCUUAUUUAAAUACAAUUUAAAAAAAUA
Molecule: messenger RNA, 1775 nt
Organism: Dreissena polymorpha
Lineage: Eukaryota; Metazoa; Mollusca; Bivalvia; Myida; Dreissenidae
Product: 26S proteasome non-ATPase regulatory subunit 11-like
Exons: 12
Coding region: 60-1400 (446 amino acids)
Biological process (GO): ubiquitin-dependent protein catabolic process
Cellular component (GO): proteasome regulatory particle, lid subcomplex
Molecular function (GO): structural molecule activity; protein binding
Source: RefSeq, a predicted model, not a curated record